Arabidopsis lyrata subsp. lyrata is the source of this 2144-nucleotide messenger RNA. RefSeq names its product inositol-pentakisphosphate 2-kinase. The record is from RefSeq and is a predicted model, not a curated record. Gene Ontology annotation, biological process: inositol phosphate biosynthetic process. Gene Ontology annotation, molecular function: ATP binding; inositol-1,3,4,5,6-pentakisphosphate 2-kinase activity. Lineage: Eukaryota; Viridiplantae; Streptophyta; Magnoliopsida; Brassicales; Brassicaceae. Gene Ontology annotation, cellular component: nucleus. Bases 370 to 1725 code for a protein of 451 amino acids. The transcript is spliced from 7 exons.
CAUAAAGUAAGAAAUAACACGUGGAGCAUAACCCAUCCACGUGGAUUCUAAAACACAGCAUCAAUAAAACUCUUGUUCCAAUUUGUAUCGUAGACCUCAGAAGAGGUCAGCUUCAAUUUUGACUCUCCUCCAAAACAGAGAGACAAAUUAAGCCAAGCGUCAUUGUUCUAGUCCACUACCACGUUUAAGCUCGACGCAUAGAGAAGAAGAAGAAGAAGAAGAAGAAGGAUCCUUCAAGGCUCUCCUUCGUCUUCUUCAACUACUAGAAAACGAACUUCAUUUUCGAUUCAAUUGCAUUGCGUUAGCGAAAUUCUGGUGUUUCGAUUUGAUCAGAUCUUCGAUUUUUCAGAAUCGAAGAAUUUUAAUCGGAUGGAGAUGGUUUUGGAGGAGAAAGAUGCAUCUGAUUGGAUUUAUAGAGGAGAAGGUGGUGCUAAUCUCGUUCUUGCUUACGCUGGAUCUUCUCCGCUUUUUGUGGGGAAAGUGAUUCGUAUACAGAAGGCUCGGAGGAAUGAUAAAGCACAUAUGACUGCGAAUGGCGUUGUUUCGGUUUUAACAAGCGAUGAGCAACUUCUGUGGAGGGAAAACAAGGAGCUUAUUUCAUCACCGAACAAGGAAGUUCUUGAACAGAGAUAUGUUAAGCAUGUGAUUAUUCCACUCUUGGGUCCUAAACAUGUUGAUGCAGGAGUACGUGUUUCUGUGUCCAAGGAAUUUCUUGAGUGUGUUGAUAAGAAAGUUACUAAGCAGCGUCCGCUAUGGCGUGUUAAUGCAGCACAUGUUGAUACCAGUCAUGAUUCUGCCCUUAUUUUGAAUGAUCAUUCACUUUUCUCUCAUGGUAUUUUUAGCAUUGGUGAUUGCAUUAGUGUUGAAAUAAAGCCCAAAUGCGGAUUUCUUCCAACCUCAAGGUUCAUAGGUAAAGAAAACAUGCUGAAAACAAGCGUAAGCCGUUUCAAAAUGCAUCAACUCUUAAAGUUGGAAUAUAACGAGAUAUCUGAAGAAAGUGAAUAUGAUCCUCUUGAUCUGUUCUCUGGAUCCAAAGAGAGAGUUUUAGAAGCUAUAAAAGCCUUAUAUUCUACUCCCCAAAACAAUUUCCGUGUAUUCUUGAAUGGUUCUCUCAUAUUAGGGGGUUCAGGUGAAAGCACAGGGAGAACCAGCCCCGAGAUCGGGUAUGCCUUUGAGGAUACUCUCAAAGGCUUCAUUCAAUCAGAAGACGGUCAUAGGACUAAAUACUUUCUACAGCUAGUAUCUGACGCUGUCUAUAGCUCAGGAGUGCUCGAUAGACUUCUUGAAAUUCAGAAGCUAGACAAAUUAGACAUUGAAGGAGCGAUUCAUUCUUAUUACGAUAUUAUCAACCAGCCUUGUGCUAUAUGUAAAGAGAGUGGGCCACUGGAAGCAUACUCAUCUCUACAUACUUUACCGUUAGAUGAAAGUUUAAAGAUCGUGAAGGACUAUCUGGUAGCUGCAACUGCUAAAGACUGUAGUAUUAUGAUCAGUUUUCAAUCAAGGAAUGCUUGGGAUUCAGAACCUUCUUGUGAUUACGUCUCUCUAAAACCGACCAGUCAAACUUUUGAUUACAAGGUACAUUUCAUUGAUCUUAGCCUGAAACCACUAAAGAGAAUGGAGGCAUACUACAAACUGGAUAAGAAGGUAAUUAGCUUCUACAAUCGGAAGCAGAAGCUCGAAAACAUGGCAGAACAAAUCGGCGACUCAAAACCUUCGCACAACUAAGUCAUGGAUCGUCUCAAUACCACUAGCUGUUUUCUUUUUCCUUUGUUUUUUUUUGUGUUACUGUUGUUGUAAAACACAAUAAAUAAAGCCCUAAAAGAUGAAUGUUCAUUUCUUAAACUUAAAAUUGAUUGGAACUAUAUCUCCUUCUCUCGCCGAGGGCAGAGACAUUUGUAGACCAGCAUGGAGCCGUUGCCUGGAGAUGUUUUACUGGUCCAGAAUGCUCUCCGUCAAGUUUUGCCAGAUUGCUUGCACAUACAAAGAUGGUGGAGCUUAGUCACUGUUACUCGUAUUCUAAGGAAAAUGUUGUUGUGAGCGGUUUUCCGGUCUAUUGUCUCUCGAUUCGUGUCACGGUUGGAACUGAUAUUCUUAGUUUGACGUUGCCGUCGAUACAGCAAACGGUGCAACUGUCUAAAUGGCUU